Molecule: messenger RNA, 711 nt
Organism: Strongylus vulgaris
Lineage: Eukaryota; Metazoa; Nematoda; Chromadorea; Rhabditida; Strongylidae
Source: the annotation of a GenBank genome assembly
AUGAGAAGAACGGACGACAGAUGGACACUAAACUCUGGUUUGAUCCCUCCCGAAGAAAUCCUCGGGGAAGGCCACCGACCAGAUGGGCUGACGUAUUCGUCAACGGAUGAACCAGCUGGAUUCUCAGCUGAUUACGAUGGUCUUGUAUUGGCUCUUGGAUUCAUAUCAUCAUGUACGGAUAUGGUCAAGGAAGUUAUGGUUAUACGUAACGGCAUGCUCAACAUCAAUCUUGCAUUUUCCAGAAAUUACGGAUCGGCGUACACGGCUGCCGCAGCAGCAGCUGCUGUGUACGGGAAUUUAGGUGUUGGACAGUCUACGCAAGCCCAACAACAAUCAAGUAGUGUUUUCGGGUCUUCAACAACAAAUCCCUACGCUACAUACAGCAAUUCUGUUGCUGCGUCGUAUGGAUAUGGAAGCCAGUCCACGAAUGCUGCUUCCGUUUAUGCUGCUCAAGCUGCUCAGGCGCAAGUGCAAGCUUCCCAAGUAAGCCGCUUGUCUGCUGAUGCUGCAUACGCUGCAGCUGCUGGUGUCGCGCCUAGCCAAUACUCAGCUUUUGGCGCUGGACAGCUUGCAGGUAAUUGUCCCGCCUUUUUAGACUCCAAAGUGCAAGCAGUUCGAAAGUCUAACAUUGAAAUAUUGUCGGCAUUGCGAAAUAAUGGUAAGUUGGUGAGUAAAGGGGCAUUUUCAGUGGUUAGGCUUUUGGGAACGUAG